ACUUCCUGCUCUUCUAACCAACGGAGGCGGAACCCGAAAGAACAAAGCGAAAAUCCCACCGGCGCGGCGGCGGGCGGCAAUGUCUCUUUCUGCAUCGAGUUCGGUUUCUCCCUUCGGAGCAAAUAUCUGCUCCAGCUCCCGGAAACCCCACCUGGUCGCGGCGCAGUCAAGAAAUCGGCGGCAAGUGUGGCGCCGGAGGAAGUUGACAAAAGAGGAUGAUAUGCUGCGAGUGAAACUGGGGAGAGUUCCAUUCCUAGAGGAGCAAGUGAGGAAGAUCAGAGAAAACGGGAAGAUGCUGUCGUUCGACAUAGAGUGGCUGAUGAAGAACGAAGACAACAAGUACGAGUUCGUCAACGAGGUCGCGGCGGAGGCGACGGAGUACAUCGAGCGGAACAGAGACGAGUACGGCGGGAACAAGAAGGCCAUCCUUCAUGUGCUCAGCAACCGGAUGAACGAUGCCGGGUUUUACCGGCCGGAGGCUUACGAGGUUUCUGAUCCUUUCAGGCCUGGACCUGAUUACUUGAAGGAAGAGUUCACCUGAUCAAAGACGCAUUGUUUCGUCCCCACUUCUGUAUGUUUGUUGCAGUAGCAGAGUCAGAGUGGUAGAUGAUGUAUCCCAGAAAAAAAAGGCAGUUUCUUAGUAGCAGCUGCACAACUCUGUUGAUUUGCAAU
Messenger RNA from Linum tenue, 672 nucleotides. The record is from the annotation of a GenBank genome assembly. Lineage: Eukaryota; Viridiplantae; Streptophyta; Magnoliopsida; Malpighiales; Linaceae.